Penicillium soppii is the source of this 1611-nucleotide messenger RNA. RefSeq names its product putative Golgi matrix protein. Gene Ontology annotation, biological process: endoplasmic reticulum to Golgi vesicle-mediated transport; Golgi organization. Gene Ontology annotation, cellular component: Golgi apparatus. Gene Ontology annotation, molecular function: small GTPase binding. The transcript has 6 exons. The coding region runs from base 1 to 1611 and encodes 536 amino acids. NCBI's taxonomy places the organism in Eukaryota, Fungi, Ascomycota, Eurotiomycetes, Eurotiales, Aspergillaceae. The record is from RefSeq and is a predicted model, not a curated record.
AUGACUGAGGAUAAUCCACCGUCUGUCGCUUCAAGCGCAAAGUCCAAAAAGAACAAGAAGAAGGCCCCCAAAGCCAAACCCGGCGCAAUCAAUGAGCAAUAUCCGCCAAUGGAUCAGAAUGACAAUAAUGAGCCCCAUGAUGCCAGCGAAGACCCCACAGACGGACUAGAAUCCAACGGCACCGAGCCCGAAACAAUAGGUCUCCCAGAUCGAUCAGUCAAUAACAAGGAGCCUAUGACUACUGGUGAUGCUUCCUCAACCACCGAUGUCCAGUCCGACCCCGGUUCCGACAACACCGAGCAAAAGGACCGAUUCGAUGCUCUCGUUCGAGACCGCGACUCCUUACGCGCAGAAGUAGCCGACAUGCGGAAGUCAUUGGAGGAGAUCCAAUCCAAACACAGUGCCGACAUGGAGCCUCUGCAACAGAAGUUGGACGAUGCAGAGAGCAAGAAGGAGCAGGCGGAAACGCAGUACCAGAAGCUCUUGGAGCGUGUGAAUACCAUCAAGUCGCAACUAGGAGAGCGACUCAGAGAGGAUGCUGAAGAAUUGGCUCUUGCGCGAUCGCAAAUCGAAGAGCUUGAGGAUGAGAACAACAACCUCAAGGAUGAGCUGGGUUCCAAGUCUAAUCAGAUCCUUGAACUCUCGGGCGACUCAGCAGAGAAGGAAAAAGAGUUGGCAACUCUCCGAGACCGAACGAACCUAUCCCAGCAGAAUUGGUUGAACGAGAAAGAGGAACUUAUUGGGCAAGUCUCAUACCACAAAGUGGAGUUUGAACAAGCAAAGGAGGCCAUGCAUAAUUGGGAAGUUCUUGCUAUGGAAGAGCGAUCGAUCCGAGAGAAUUUGAACGAAAAGGUCGGAGAUUUGGAGGAGCAGCUCGGCAGCCUGAAAGAUGCCUAUAAGCGGGUCACCGAUGAACGCGAUACCCAACAGUCAACGGUUGAUGGGCUACAGCGGGCUCUGCAAGAGAUUCAGUCAGCACGGAAGCAGGAAUUGCGAGAGCUUGUGGAGAGCUCCGAUUCUCAACUCGAGGAGCUCCGACGUUCUCUGCGGGAGGCGCAAAAGCAAGCCUCCGAUGCCGAGAAGGGUCUUCUAAAUCUACAAGAAGAGAUUGAGCGAGUCCGGCCAUUUGAGAAGGAAGUCAAAGAGAAGAACCUUCUCAUUGGCAAACUCAGACAUGAGGCGGUCACAUUAAAUGACCAUCUGACGAAAGCUCUACGAUUCCUUAAGAAAGGAAAGCCAGAAGAUAACGUCGACAGACAUAUUGUCACCAACCAUCUUCUGCACUUCCUCGGCUUAGACCGAUCUGAUCCGAAGAAAUUUCAGAUAUUGCAACUCAUCGCAGCUUUACUGGGAUGGAAUGAUGAACAACGUGAACAGGCAGGUCUUGCCCGCCCAGGGACCUCAAGUAUGUCUGGGAAACUUCGAGUCCCUGGUACUCCGGUACGGACACCGAGCACGCCGAACCUGACGACGGAGUACAUGGACAAUGGCGCCUCCAGUAAAGAGACGCUAGCCGAGCUAUGGUCUAAUUUCCUGGAGCAAGAAGCGGAGGUUGGCAAUAAUAUGAACCCCUCAAGGAGAGGAAGUCACCAAGGGCCUCUCAAACCAUAG